This is a messenger RNA of Corapipo altera (White-ruffed manakin), 1353 nucleotides long. RefSeq names its product IDNK, gluconokinase (gene IDNK). The record is from RefSeq and is a predicted model, not a curated record. Gene Ontology annotation, molecular function: gluconokinase activity. The transcript is spliced from 4 exons. Gene Ontology annotation, cellular component: cytoplasm. Lineage: Eukaryota; Metazoa; Chordata; Aves; Passeriformes; Pipridae. Bases 239 to 664 code for a protein of 141 amino acids.
AGCCACCCCGGGGCCGCCCUCUGCCUGGAGCCGCUGGCGGGCCUGCACCCGCCUCCUGCCGCCAGGGCCGGGAACGCGGGCAGGCCGGGGCGGCGGCACAGGAGAGCGGAGGAGCAGCGGCAGAGCGGGCCGGGGCCGCCAUGGUGCUGGUGGUGGUGAUAGGCGUGAGCGGCUCGGGAAACUGGGAUGGAAAUUCUAUGAUGCAGACAAUUAUCAUUCUCUAGAGAAUAAAAAGAAAAUGGCAGGAGGAACACCACUAAAUGAUGAGGACAGGAUUCCUUGGCUUUGUACAUUGCACAAUAUACUAAGGAGAGAAGACUCAUCUAGACAAGAUGCAAUUCUGGCCUGUUCUGCACUGAAGAAGAUGUAUAGGCAUAUAUUAGUUAAUGGAGCAUCUGCAAUUGAGACAGAGCAACCAGAAGAAAAACCAUCACUAAAGAUCCUCUUUGUUCAUUUGGAUGGGCCUAUAGACAUCAUUGCUGGUCGCCUGGAGAAGCGGAGAGGUCAUUUUAUGCCACCUGAACUUCUCAAGUCUCAGUUUGAUACUCUAGAGCCUCCUAGUGCACCUGAGAACUUCAUUACUGUCAGUCUAGAAAAACCUCUCCCUGAAAUAGUGCUAGAGAUUGAGAGCGCCAUUCUUCAGGGUGAGGCAUUGGUGGAGUAAUUUUCUGAAUGACACAUAUAGAAAUUCCCUUGAUGAUAUCAAGGUUAUGAAAGAGGAUUUUAAUUAUUAAAUUGAUUAUUAAAUCAAACCAAUUUAUUAUUCAUUAUACUUAAAUGGAUUGCAAUAUUAAGAGCUGGUUUACUACUCUUGGGUUUUUUUCAUCGUGGCUCUGUAAAAGACAUAAAAGGUAUAAUUUUCAAGAACUUUCAACUUUUUAAACCCCUCACUAUAUGAAGCCAAAACUCCCAUUUUAGUAAGAACCCUAAAAUGGAAGUCAACACUCCCAUUUUAGCAAAAUCCUGCCAAGAUCACAAAGAAUAAUUUAUUUUCUUAAUUUUAAUGUUUACUCUGUCAGACAUGGAGAUGGGCACAUCUGCUAUUAGGAGAUUAAGUAAUUUACAGCUUUGCCAGAAACAAUAUAUUUUUCUGGAAGAGACAGGAACAUGCAUGAUGUUCCUACACUACCACUGUCUCACUGCCAGAUUUUCAACAAGUUGCAGCCUCUGCAUUUGUGACCUUGCCGACCUCACCAGAGCACUGAUGAUGUCAUGAGCUCUUACUGUAUGCACUGAACAUGAAGCUAAAAAAUGUGAGACAAAAAAAGGCAGUGGUGGUAACACAAUAUACAAAAUACAAUUGUAUGGACAGCUUUGGAAAUAAAGUAUAAGUGGCAUCAUGCUGGCUCUGAA